CUUUAACUGUUUAGAAGAAAAGAUGUGGCUUGCUUAAAUCGUACUUUCAAUCAAUCAAUCAAUCAAUCAACACCUUCAUGAUUUAUUUGUAAACGCGUCUCUGAUCCGUUUGUUUGUUUCUCUGUGUAAAGAGCAUCAGCAUCUGUCUAAAGCUCUACAUGCCAUUUGUUGCUAUGGUUUUCAUCCUUACACUGUGUUGCACUGGGAAGAAAUAAAAAGAAAAGAAACCAAAGGGAGCGUCACAGCAUUUGCCAUGUCGGACAUGUCUCCAUGUCCACACAGCAAUGCUGCCUUCACGUGCUCUCGGAAUUCUCGUUUCGAGUUCUUAAGUCGUAACUACGACUGGGAAACUUACCCGAGUUUCCGAGAUGGGAAGAGUCCUAAACUUUCCCCAUGGCGGAGGAGAGGACAGUUUCUGUACUGACAGGUUUUUGCAGCUGAUUGUUGGCGCUUACCGUUUGGCUCAUAUUCAUAAGUUUACCAGUUAUUGCUAUGUCACCAAAGAAGGUCUACAAAAAGGUAGAAGUCAAAGGAAUGAGUAACAGCCUAAAGCAGCACUAUGAGGACAAGGUGCGUCCAUACAUUGAUCUUGUGGACAGUCUAAGAUCACUGGGAGUAGAGAAGGACCUGAACUUGCCAGCCAUUGCUGUUAUAGGUGAUCAGAGUUCAGGAAAGAGCUCUGUAUUGGAGGCCCUUUCAGGGGUAGCCUUGCCUAGAGGCACAGGUAUUGUGACCCGCUGCCCUUUGGUGUUGAAACUAAAGAGAGUUGAAAAGUGUGCCACAUGGUCUGGACUUCUAACAUACAAGGGCCAAGUAAAGGACCUUCACAAGCCAUCAGAUGUGGGGAAAGCUGUUUCAGAUGCUCAGAAUGUCUUGGCUGGAGACGGGAAGGGAAUCAGCCAGGAGAUGAUCUCUCUAGAGAUUAAAUCCAGUGAAGUUCCUGAUCUCACCCUUAUUGACCUGCCAGGCAUUGCCAGGGUGGCAACAGAUGACCAGCCAUUUGACAUUGAAAAACAGAUCAAAGAUCUCAUUGAGAAAUUCAUUAAGAGACAAGAAACUAUUAACUUGGUGGUUGUGCCUGCAAACAUUGACAUUGCCACCACUGAGGCACUGAAGAUGACAAAAAAAAUGGAUCCAAAUGGGCAAAGGACUCUGGGCAUCCUUACCAAGCCUGACUUGGUGGAUAAAGGUGCAGAGAAGAGUGUUGUAAAUACAGUAAAUAACCAGGUGAUCCCACUGAAGAAGGGCUACAUGAUCGUGAAGUGCCGUGGCCAGCAAGACAUCAAUGAGAAUUUGAGUCUGUCUAUAGCUCUCCAAAAGGAGGAAGUCUUUUUUCAGGAGCAUCCACAUUUCAGACCUCUCUUGGAGGAAGGGAAAGCCACAGUGCCUAUACUUGCAGAGAGAUUGACCAGGGAACUGGUAGAACACAUUAAUAAGUUACUCCCACAGUUGCACAAACAAGUUGAGGUCAAAUUGGAGAAAACAGUUAAUGAGUUGAGAGGGCUUGGAGAUGGAGUUCCUCAAGAGGAAAUUGGGAGAAACAAUUUUCUUGUUGGGAAAAUCAGUAACUUCAACCAAGUCCUUACAGAUAUGAUGAGGGCAGAGGAAGACACCCAAAAGUCAGAGCCCAAAGUUUUUACUAAAAUCAGGAAAGAGUUUGGAAAAUGGAAGGAGCAACUGGAUGACAAGGCUAUCAGACUCGAGCAGAACCUCCAGGUUGAAGUUGAAGAGUACACCAAGACCUAUAGGGGAAAGGAGCUUCCUGGAUUUGUUAAUUACAGAACUUUUGAAAACAUUGUCAAGAAACAUGUACAGGAACUGGAGCAACCUGCUAUACAAUUGCUGGGAAACAUCAUUGAAAUUGUUCACUCCUGUGUGAACAAGUUGGUCAGCUCCCAUUUUGAGGCCUUUCCCCACCUGCUGAGGGCAGCUAAAGAGCCGAUAGAGGAUCUGCUUGAGCAGGAGCAUGGAAAAGCCCUAGAGAGAGUACAAUCUCAAUUUAAAAUGGAGAAGAUGGUCUAUUCACAAGAUGGCCUCUACAGCCGCCAGCUAGAGGCUGUCAAACAGAAACCGGAACCAGCCAAGAUGUAUUUGAACUCAAAAGGUUACCUUGUCACCAAGACAGUCAGUGCUGACGUCAGGGAAAUGGCUCAGCACCUAAAUGCCUAUUUCCUGAUCACCUCUGACCGUCUGGCCAACCAGGUGCCCCUCAUUGUGCAGUACCAUGUGCUGGACCAGUACUUCUCUCAGCUUCAGGCCGCCAUGUUGAGCAUGAUCGGAAGCCAGAAUGCCGAGAAGCUUAUCCAAGAGGAUUCUGGUGUAGCUCAUCGUAGGAGGAGCUUGAAGGACCGCUUGGAGCGUCUAAGAAAAGCACGCCAGCUCUUGUCCAAGUCUUUAUGUCUGUCUCAUAUGUGAAUACUAAGUAGUACACAUCAAUAGAAGGAUAACCCAUUAAGGCUGGAGACUUUCAUUUGUUUUAUUGUCUUUGUUCAUAGUACUGUAUCUUUGCAGUGAUUUUACAAAAGGCAUUCCUGUUUUGUUAGAGUAAGCUAAAACAUAUUAAAUACAUAUUAACAUUAAAUGUUAUUUAAAUGUCAAUGUUAAAUGGUAUUAAUGUUACAGUGCUAUUACAUGUUAACAUUAAAAACCUUACAUAGAAUUCUAAA
This is a messenger RNA of Pangasianodon hypophthalmus (striped catfish), 2666 nucleotides long. Its product is annotated as interferon-induced GTP-binding protein Mx. The record is from RefSeq and is a predicted model, not a curated record. The transcript has 12 exons. Gene Ontology annotation, cellular component: nucleus; membrane; microtubule. Gene Ontology annotation, biological process: defense response to virus. Bases 493 to 2415 code for a protein of 640 amino acids. NCBI's taxonomy places the organism in Eukaryota, Metazoa, Chordata, Actinopteri, Siluriformes, Pangasiidae. Gene Ontology annotation, molecular function: GTP binding; GTPase activity; microtubule binding.